Schistocerca americana (American grasshopper) is the source of this 552-nucleotide messenger RNA. RefSeq names its product putative mediator of RNA polymerase II transcription subunit 12. The record is from RefSeq and is a predicted model, not a curated record. Lineage: Eukaryota; Metazoa; Arthropoda; Insecta; Orthoptera; Acrididae. The coding region runs from base 1 to 552 and encodes 183 amino acids. The transcript is spliced from 3 exons.
AUGGCUCAUCCGAGGAGUAAGGUGGAGCAAUACGGUCUUGUGAACAUUCACAAUGGCCCCCGUCGCCUUCUCAAAUUGCCAGAGAACAGAGUACAGGUUAUCUACAUCUGCCGGCCGACCCAAGAACACCCCAAGAUCGUCGGCAUAAGUCCGGCAAGUAAGACGAUCUUCCCCAAGUUGGAUCCCCGGACACUCCUGGCAGAUAGACCGCAGCAGCGGGUCGAGCGCCAAAGCCAAGAGCGGCACCCGACGGAGCCGCCGUGGCAGGUCCAGCGCCGGCGGGAGGAUCAGAUCCAGAAUCCUGCGAGUGCGGCCGGAUGCGACGGCAAUGUCAGUCGUCCGAUUUGCGUUUGCCGGCCACUUGUGCAGGCGACACGCUCGGAGGAACGUCCAUCGCCGUACCGCUUGUCACGACAGGGUCCGUUUGACCCCAUUUGCCUCACACACAGCAUACGGCCACUGAUGACCGCAAUGUUGAGUGCCCUCCAGAUGCAGCAGCAGCAGCAGCAGCAGCAGCAGCAGCAGCAGCAGCAACAACAACAGCAACAAUAA